AUGCCCAGCAGAGUUAUUUCCGCAGACGAGGAUAUGCUGUCGCGUCGGGUCAGGCUAAUGUAUGAAAAAGGCGAUGAGAAUGUGACAGACUCGGAAGUAGCGAGAGCCCUAGCUGUGGAGAACGGUGUGCUCUGGGAAGAGGCAGGUCAAACAAGUGAGGCGACUUCUCGCUUUUCAGGCGCCAGUGUGUCUGGCACGGAAACCAAGAGCAUAGUGUCCUCAGUUGGUCCUGAGCCUGCUCCGAGCAUCAAGAAAGAACCCAAUGAGCUAGCUGGCGGAAUUGAGUAUUGGCACAAUAUCAAGGCGGGAGACGUGGAUAGAUAUGGUUUUAUUCGCUCUCCUACCAGCAACUCCAAUGAUGCUGCUAGGCGUGCGGCCAGGAAGAGAGAGUGGCGAAGGGAAGACAAAUGGACGAAGAUGGCGAGGCCGACAAAGAGUAGCAGAGCUGGCGGUGGCAUGACAUUCGAGUUUGACACGAAGAGCUCCAAGCUUAUUGAACGGACAUGGAAAGGCAUACCUGACCGAUGGAGAUCGACUGCCUGGUACGCCUUUCUAGAGGCAAGCGCCAAAAAGCGCAGUGAUAGUCCUACGGUGGAGGAGCUCAUUGACGCUUACAAUGAGUACCAGUUAAUAUCGUCACCCGACGACGUACAAAUCGAUAUCGAUGUCCCAAGGACCAUAACUAGCCAUAUCAUGUUUCGUCGGCGGUAUCGUGGCGGCCAACGCCUGCUAUUCCGCGUGCUGCACGCGAUGUCUUUGUAUUUCCCAGAUACAGGCUAUGUUCAGGGCAUGGCAGCCCUUGCUGCAACCCUUCUUGCUUACUACGAUGAGGAACACGCCUUUAUCAUGCUCGUCCGUCUAUGGCAGCUACGAGGACUGGAGCAGCUAUACCGGUCAGGCUUCGAAGGACUGAUGGAGGCUCUGGCUGACUUUGAACGGGGGUGGCUGGAGGGAGGAGAGGUCUCCAUGAAGCUGAAUGAACUCGGAAUCCCGCCUACUGCGUACGGUACACGUUGGUAUCUCACUCUCUUCAAUUACUCUAUCCCAUUCCCAGCCCAGUUGCGUGUGUGGGAUGUCUUUAUGCUCCUUGGCGACGCUGAGGAUCCAGCUGGCCCAGGCGUGAAGACCGAGGGCCCCGGCGCAAGUGCCUUUGGCAAGGGUUUGGAUGUCCUCCAUGCAACAUCGGCGGCUCUGAUUGAUGGCAUGCGGGAAAUUAUCCUUGAAUCGGACUUUGAGAACGCCAUGAAGGUGCUUACCAGCUGGGUUCCAAUAAAGGACGUUGAAUUAUUCAUGCGUGUCGCAAAGGCAGAAUGGAAAGUCCACCGUCGUAAAAAGGCCCUUGUCUAA
Aspergillus oryzae RIB40 is the source of this 1347-nucleotide messenger RNA. RefSeq names its product putative TBC domain protein. The record is from RefSeq and is a predicted model, not a curated record. The transcript is spliced from 2 exons. Bases 1 to 1347 code for a protein of 448 amino acids. NCBI's taxonomy places the organism in Eukaryota, Fungi, Ascomycota, Eurotiomycetes, Eurotiales, Aspergillaceae.